This is a messenger RNA of Octodon degus (degu), 875 nucleotides long. It is a transcript of the gene CUNH1orf105, whose product is annotated as chromosome unknown C1orf105 homolog. The transcript has 7 exons. NCBI's taxonomy places the organism in Eukaryota, Metazoa, Chordata, Mammalia, Rodentia, Octodontidae. The record is from RefSeq and is a predicted model, not a curated record. Bases 54 to 605 code for a protein of 183 amino acids.
AGGUGGAGUGAGUGCCCCAGGCUGCAGCUGGAAAACCCUAGAAUAUCAAAGAGAUGGAAAAAAGAGUACUACAGGCUGCUGUUCCGAAAUUUGACAAAGUUCCUUGGCUCAGUGAGGCCAGCCUCACCAACAAGCCUUUAGUACUCAGCCUCCCCAACAGAUCUUACUCCUCUGCCACUUUUCUGACUUCACCGAGGGGACAUGUGAAUUCACCUCUUCUGUUUCAAGGCCCAGAUGUCUCAUCUAAGACUGGAAGGAACCAGACUGACUCGGGGUUGCUCAGAAACAAGUGGCUGUGUGCCUCAUGUCGAGAAGAAAAAAUGGUACAACCAAGAACUAUGACAAUCCCAGAUGAUCUGAAACUAUCCUUUAAAAAUUUUAUGAAUCAUAGAAUGAUGAAUCCUCGUCAGCCCAAAGCCCCGGCUAUACCUAAACCUUCUAGUGAUGACAUCCUAACAGAGAGUAUUCACUACAGGCUGCCUAUUACGGGUCCCAGGACAGGCGUCUUCCACGGACUGCUGUCAGAUGUCUACAAAACUCUUCAGGAGACUCAACACUCUUCCUUGCCCAGAAAGAAGCCCAAGGGCAAAGCAAUAAAACAAUGAGGGCUCAGCCUCUUGACACUGGUGUCUUCUCAUCAUUUUCUCUUAGCUCCAGAUAGAUGACUCAGUUUGCCUUCCUAAGAGUUGCUGCUAUGGUAGCUCUUGUCACCUCCUCACUCCUUUCUCCUAAAGACAAAAUACAAUUUACAUCAUUAUAAAGAUUUAUUGGCUACCAUGGAAUAUGAUGUUAUCUCUCAGUUUAUUUUCUUAAAUAUUUUAUCCAUAUUAUGAUAAAUUUCACAUCCCUCUGUUUCUAAGACAGGGAUUUUUCUA